Molecule: messenger RNA, 240 nt
Organism: Parathielavia appendiculata
Lineage: Eukaryota; Fungi; Ascomycota; Sordariomycetes; Sordariales; Chaetomiaceae
Exons: 2
Coding region: 1-240 (79 amino acids)
Source: RefSeq, a predicted model, not a curated record
AUGGAAUCGGGUCUGCUCACCCUCAGAUCUGUGGCUCCUAAGUCCGUCUUCUGCGGUCGAAAGGCAAUCGUCGACUUCAUCCUGGGCAAGUCGCGCGAGCGGGGCGGCGCAGAAAGCGCCGCCGAACAGUCGCGUGUUAUCGCGCAAAUGGAGGAGCUGUGCCCCAAGUGGUCUCUUGACAAGGUCACGAAGGCUAUCAAGAACGGGGAUCUGGAGCGUAGAUGGCCGCCGGAAGCGUGA